Vitis vinifera (wine grape) is the source of this 1006-nucleotide messenger RNA. RefSeq lists its product as uncharacterized. Gene Ontology annotation, molecular function: acyltransferase activity, transferring groups other than amino-acyl groups. The record is from RefSeq and is a predicted model, not a curated record. The transcript has a single exon. The coding region runs from base 379 to 897 and encodes 172 amino acids. Lineage: Eukaryota; Viridiplantae; Streptophyta; Magnoliopsida; Vitales; Vitaceae.
AUUGCAAGAAAAGAUGCAACCCUUAAACACCAACUUGUGCAUGCAAUCCUUCUAUUGACACUCGUAUCUUGUCAAGAAUGGCUGCUUGCAACUUGGAAAAUUGGUCAUCCACACCAAAAUGCCUAACGCCUGGUCCGCCUGGAGGACAUGAUACAUGUACAUAAUGAUCUAUCCGGUGGAAUGGUACUAAUGGUGAUGAAGAUUCGCGGCCGAUAGAGAUAGAUCAGGACAGGAUAUUGACCAUUCCAUAAAAAUACUUUUUUUGGUUUUAGGGUAUGGGCCGGCCAUAUAUGGUCCCCAUCCAAUUACUCCAUCUUAUAUACAUGCCUGGGUAACUGGGUUACCUCGGAACCAAUCUUGAAAUUAUCGUGGGAUUUAAUGGAGUCCUCCAGAAUCUCUCUCCGACCAUUCAAGCUUUCCGAUGUGGAGGACUUCAUGUCAUGGGCUGGUGAUGAUAGAGUAACGCGCUAUCUAAGAUGGAACACCAUCACCUCUAGGGAAGAGGCCUUCAAGUAUCUGAAGGAGGUGGCUAUACCCCACCCCUGGCGUCGAUCCAUAUGUUUGGACGACCAGUCCAUCGGAUACAUUUCUGUGAAGCCUGAAUCAGGCGACGACAGAUGCAGAGCACAUAUAGGGUAUGCGCUGGGCUGGGAGUACUGGGGACAAGGGAUCGUCACAGUGGCAUUGAAGAUGGCUCUCUCUAUUGUGUUCAAGGAAUUCCCAGAUUUGGUGAGGGUGCAAGCCUUGGUAGAAGUAGAAAAUAAGGGGUCCCAAAGGGUGCUAGAGAAGGUCGGGUUCCUGAAGGAAGGGUUGGUGAGGAAGUAUGGGUUUAAUAAAGGUGAGGUUAGAGACAUGUUCAUCUAUGGCUUCCUGUCCACCGACCCAAUUCCUGAUUGAUGUGGCCUUUACAAAAAUCCUCAUUCUUCUGCUUAAAGAAUAUGAAUGGGGUAGACAGAAUAUUUUUUUCAGUCUUCUAUUCAGUUUUGCUUGUGCCUGUGGCGUGUUA